CUCCCGGUCCCGGGGAGUCCAGCUGCCCAGACCCGGCUCCGGCCCAAGCGCCGCCGCCGCCGCCGUCGCCUAUCAGCGGAGCGCAGGGGCGGGGCCGGCCGGCUCGGCGGCGGCUGGGCCAGCGGGCGGGGACCGGCGGGGGCCCGACUGCGGCGCAGCUCGGCCGCGGCGCGCACACACCGGGCCGGCUCCCGAGGGCGCCAGCGCGGCCCGGGGAGCGUGAGCAGCUGGCAAGCGCGCGGUCUGCCGUUGGCGGCCCGCUCCGCCGCGCUCGGCACCCACCCACCCCCACGGGGGGACCCAAGGCCUGGGGAAGAUGGUGUCCUGGAUGAUCUCCCGAGCCGUGGUGUUGGUGUUUGGAAUGCUUUAUCCUGCAUAUUAUUCAUACAAAGCUGUCAAGACAAAAAAUGUGAAAGAAUACGUUCGAUGGAUGAUGUACUGGAUUGUCUUUGCUCUCUACACUGUGGUUGAAACAAUAGCAGAUCUAACAGUUGCUUGGUUCCCCCUAUACUAUGAACUGAAAAUUGCUUUUGUCAUAUGGCUGCUUUCUCCCUACACCAAAGGAGCAAGUUUAAUGUAUAGAAAAUUCCUUCAUCCUCUUCUUUCUUCUAAGGAAAGGGAGAUUGAUGAUUAUAUAGUACAAGCAAAGGAACGAGGCUAUGAAACCAUGGUAAACUUUGGGCGGCAAGGUUUAAACUUGGCUGCUACUGCUGCUGUCACUGCAGCAGUGAAGAGUCAAGGAGCAAUAACAGAACGUUUGCGAAGUUUCAGCAUGCAUGAUCUAACAGCUAUCCAAGGCGAUGAACCUGUGGGACAACGACCGUACCAACCUCUCCCGGAACCAAAAAAGAAAAGUAAGCCAGCCUCCAGUGAAUUAGCAGAUGGAGAUGAGAAGACAGAUGAAGAAGCGGAUGGACCAUUUUCAGACGAUGAGAUGGUAACACACAAAGGACUUCGACGAUCACAAAGCAUGAAAUCUGUGAAAACCAUCAAAGGUCGCAAAGAGGUGCGAUAUGGUUCACUGAAAUACAAAGUGAAGAAAAGACCACAGAUGUAUUUUUAGUCGUACACAUCGAGCAUCCCAAGACAAAUUAUGAUAAUGUACCAACUGUUUUUUCUAAUAUUCUAUGCAGGAUUAAGUGUUUAUUUAAAUUGUAUUGGUGAUAAGGCCUAUUUUCGUUAAUUUGAAUUGUUUUUAUUUCUUUAAUAGUUACUUCCAAAUUGUGACAACUUUGCAUAACUGCGUAAAAGUAGUUAUGUAUGGCUUAUUUUUAUAUAUUAUUAAAAAUAAUAGUUGUGUUGUUUCAGUUUCCUCAUCAACAUUGGGCUACCUGGGAUAUAAAUUUGAACACAAACCCACAGUAUACUUGAAAAGAGUCUUUUUUUAUGAUUCAGUAUACAUCAACCUUAGUGGUAUUGAAUAUAAUACCAUUGUUUACCUCCAUUUAUAUUAUAUCUGUCACAUGAAGAUAGUGAUUAAAUAUGCCUCUAAUCCAGCAGUGAUAAAAGGCAUAAUGUAGAUAAAGUAUGUCUUAUGUGUUCUUUAAAUUUUAAAAUACAGGUUUUACAUCAUUAACUGAAAGUUUUCUAAACAAAUAUUUGAAAACUAGAUACCCUUGUAGCACUUUCAUUCCCAAGUAGUUUUGCACACUUGAAAAUUGUUUACUUAUUUUACAACUGUACGUUAUGUUUUAUUGAUACAAUUGUUUUCUUUCAUAUUCUGAUGUUAUAUUCCCUGAAUUAUAUCAUCUCUUUUCCUGUGGGUUUCAUUGUUAGAGUCAUCUGAUUUUAAUAAUAUAAAAAUAUAGCUGAUUGUCCAGUUUUAACUAUUUUUAAUUAUAUUUCUUACAACCAAGAAAUAUAAACACUAGUUUUCCGUAUUUAGCUCUGCAUUGUAGUUGAAUUUAGCAUGCUUCUAACAUGGGUUAUUUUCAGUUUUUGAAAGUGAUAGCUUUUGUGGAAGAGUCAGACAAUAUAGCACUUCGAUCUUUUCUAAUUUGUGAAAUUAUCCAACAUUCAGUCUGUUUACGAGUGUAGCAUUUAUGUGUGCUAUUAAUAAAUGUGGUAUUAAUUAGAAUUAUUUAAAUCCCUUGGACAGAUAAUUUCCUGAGUGUGUGUAAGAUCAUCGCCUGCAAAAUACGACAUCGAUCUUAUCCAUUCGAGACUAUUAGAAUAGAUAUCAGGGAAAAAAAUGUCUUUGAUCCAAGAUACUUUUAGCUAUUGAACUUUCGAGCUUUUUUAGUGUUAAUAACAUUGCAUUAUGAACCUUGUCUUUAUCUCUAGUGAUGGUGUUUAUUAUAACUAAUCAAAUUUGUACAAUUAUACUCAUUUAUUUUUAUUUAUUUUAUUUUUUUUUUUGCUUCUUGGGUCACACCCGGCGAUGCACAGGGGUCACUCCUGGCUCAUGCACUCAGGAAUCACCCCUGGCGGUGCUCAGGGGACCAUAUGGGAUGCUGGGAUUCGAACCCGGGUCAGCCGCGUGCAAGGCAAACGCCCUACCCGCUGUGCUAUCACUCCAGCCCACUCAUUUAAAUAAUUUGACUGUUAUACUAUUUGUUCAAAAGUGAAAACAAUAAGAAUUUUAUGAGUACUUUGACCUUUUUAACUUCUAAAAUAUUAAUCCAGUCAGCAACGUAGAUCUCAGAGUGCUGACAAAGAAUAAAAAGUUACUCGAGUACCUUACUAAAAGUCAUACAUUUUUUAGUUAAAAUUUCUUUGUUUGUAUACAUUUUUCUUGAUAAAUGUCUUUUAGAGUAUUUCUUAGAUGACCUCACAUUUUUGAUCAACUACAAUUUUUUUAAAAUUCUCUCCCAAUGAUUUAUUCUACGAUUAUCUUCAUCUAUUCUAUGUUGACUAAUAUUUAUCCUUUCAAUUCAGAAAAGAUUCUCUAAUCUAUGUUCAGAUUUUCUAUGUAUUUUGAUUAUAAACUUUUGGAAUAAAAUGCUUCAAGAGGCUUAUCUUUCCUAUGCAAAAGCAGUGCCAUCUCAGAGUACCUAACAAGGUCAUGUAAGUGAUUUUGCAUCAAAAACAUUACUUGUGAGGGCUGAUUUGAAUCAUUUCACCAUUUUGAAAGUCUAAUCUCAAUAUUCUGCCUAUUCUUUGUUAUAAUAAAUUCAUACAUACUGUUCAAAUGAGAGAAUUACUUAUCCCUCUAUAUAUCUGGAAUCAAACUUAAUGAAAACAGAAAUAAUCUCUAGUUAAUGCAGCCCUGAUUAAUUAGAUUCCUUCACACAGUGCAUCAUGUUCUAUUUCUAUUGGUGUAUCCUUAUAAAUAAUUGAUAUUACUUUGCUUUGCUAUCACUUGUUUUCUCUCCUUUUUUUUACAUUUCUUAAAUUUUGCUGUUUCUUUGUGCUCGCUUCAGCAUCACAUAUACUAAAAUUUUGUUUCUUUUUCAGCAAGUUCUUUCCUUUUAAAUACUGUCUUAAAGCUUAAGACAAUAUAAAGUAAACUUAAGACAAUAUAAAGUUUUUCUCUUAUUUUGGUGGGGGGGACCCACACCUGGCCAUACAAUGGGAGUCGGGGGUGUUCUACUCCCAGUUCAGUGUUCAGGGGUUGCUCCUGGCAGUGUUCUGAGAACCAUAUUGUGCCAGGGACCACACCCAGGCCUCUCAUAUACCAGGCAGGCACUCCAGUUCUUUGAGCUAUCUCCCUGGCCAAAAUUAUUGUUCCUUUUAAGAUGCUUUUUAAAGAGAAAAAUUGAUUCCUAGACUCAAUGCCUUACUCUUCCCUACCACCACCACCACCUGCUAAAUGAACAUCAGACACCGCACCACUUAGGGCAUGAUUUUGGGAAGCUGUUAAAAGGUGAUCCUGAAAUCAGGGCUAAUGUUUUGUUAUAUAUUCAUUUAUCUUAUUCAGUAACUACAUCUAAAGUUAGCUUAGAAGAAUUGAUUUAUUCUUUAGUUUAUCAUAUUUUUCCAGUGAAAAAGUGAGGUAGAAAUAAGUCCUAUUGCUCUGUAAUUGAUUAAUUCUGCCUAGAUCCCUCGUAAGAUUACCUCUGCUUACUUAACUAUCUGUAUUUGGUUUAGCUAGAAAAUAGUACUGCCCGCAUUAUUGACACAUUAUGCAUACUUGACUACAUAAUUGAUUGAAACAGAAUUAUAAACAUGUUUUCAGGGAAUUUCAGUCAUAUAUCACCACCAAAGAUUAUUACAGUGUUACAAAGUUUGUAAAUAUUCCACUUUAUCUAAAAUAUUAGAUGGAUGUUUCUUUUUUAAAAUAACACAUUUAUGCUUUUGGAAUGCAUGAACUUUUGUGUUGUUAAAGAUGAUAAAGUGCUGCCUUAUUUUAAGUAAUUUGUAUUUUAAACAGAAUGAACUAAAUUUUUUUUAAUUUUUCUUGAAAAAUUAAGAGGUUCCUAUCUACUUAAAAAAAUUUCUGUUUUCUCUUGUGUAGGUUGGCUUACUUUGCAAAGCUAUUUGAUAAAUUUUGAGAUUUUGUUACUAUUUUAUGCAUUGUAUAUAUCUUAAUUAACAUCAUUUUAGAAUAAAACUUUUAAAAGGUGUUUUCUUUCCCCUUAGUGUUUUUAAGAUUUAAUAUUCUAGUAGUGUCCUACAGAUUUAAUGUAUAUUAACUCCUUAAACAUUGACCGUAAAUUAACAUUUUCACUCUGACACUUUCUAAAUCUUUGAACUUUAAUAGUUAAAAGAAAGGUUUUAUAAAUUUUUUAAAAUCUCUUUGUAAAGACUGUCUUUAAACCUAGUAUGGGGUAAUUUUGCAAAGGUGUUUUAUGAAAGCUUAAAUAUAAAAUAAAAAUUUUUUAUUAGUGA
Molecule: messenger RNA, 4770 nt
Organism: Sorex araneus (European shrew)
Lineage: Eukaryota; Metazoa; Chordata; Mammalia; Eulipotyphla; Soricidae
Gene: REEP3
Product: receptor accessory protein 3
Exons: 8
Coding region: 317-1063 (248 amino acids)
Biological process (GO): endoplasmic reticulum tubular network organization
Cellular component (GO): endoplasmic reticulum tubular network; endoplasmic reticulum membrane; cytoplasmic microtubule
Molecular function (GO): microtubule binding
Source: RefSeq, a predicted model, not a curated record